Messenger RNA from Theobroma cacao (cacao), 1398 nucleotides. RefSeq names its product photosystem II reaction center PSB29 protein (gene PSB29). Gene Ontology annotation, cellular component: chloroplast thylakoid. NCBI's taxonomy places the organism in Eukaryota, Viridiplantae, Streptophyta, Magnoliopsida, Malvales, Malvaceae. The record is from RefSeq and is a predicted model, not a curated record. Gene Ontology annotation, biological process: protein import into chloroplast thylakoid membrane; thylakoid membrane organization; photosystem II assembly.
AAAAUCCCUCAUUUCCUUCUAACACUGGAUAAGCCUCUCUUUUCUCCCUUUCCCUUCAAUUCCAAACCAAAACCUCUCUUCACAGGUUCCCAUUAUGGUUUAACCUUAAAACUCCCAAGUUUCCAAAACCCAAGCUUUCCCAAAAAUCUGCCUUCUUUUUCGUAUAUUGAUAUAUAGGCGAUAAUACAUAAACAGAUAGCUUUUUUUGUUUUUUUUUUUAAAAAAACUAAUGGCUGCAGUUAGUUCACUGUCUUUAUCGGCUAUUGGUCAAACUUCCGGCGACAGAAAAGUCAAUGUCCCAUCGGCUCGUUACUUGGCUUCCAAUUUUGAAGGUUUGCGUUUCCGUACAAGUGUCUUAUAUCAUUCCGUCGGUGUUCGAGCUUCGGCUUCCGCUUCUCCUUCCGUUGUUCACUGCAUGUGUGCUGCUACUGAUGUCCCAACUGUCUCUGAAACAAAGUUGAAUUUUUUGAAAGCAUAUAAACGACCCAUCCCAAGUGUGUACAACACGGUCUUGCAGGAGCUGAUUGUGCAGCAACAUUUGAUGAGGUACAAGUGGACGUACCGUUAUGAUGCCGUUUUCGCCCUUGGUUUCGUCACGGUAUAUGAUCAAUUGAUGGAAGGAUAUCCAAGUGAUGAGGAUCGAGAUGCCAUCUUUCAAGCUUACAUCAAAGCGUUGAAAGAGGACCCCCAACAGUACAGAAUUGAUGCGCAGAAGUUGGAAGAGUGGGCCCGUUCUCAAACUUCCAGCUCACUAGUUGAGUUUUCGUCAAGAGAUGGAGAAGUUGAGGCGAUACUGAAAGAUAUUGCAGAAAGAGCUGGGCGUAAGGGGAGUUUCAGCUAUAGCCGUUUCUUUGCUGUUGGGUUGUUUCGUCUUCUAGAGCUGGCCAAUGCAACUGAACCUACAGUUUUAGAAAAGCUUUGUGCAGCCUUAAAUAUCAACAAACGAAGUGUGGAUCGGGAUCUUGACGUGUAUAGGAAUCUGCUUUCAAAGCUGGUUCAAGCGAAAGAGUUGCUUAAGGAGUAUGUUGAUAGGGAGAAGAAGAAAAGAGAAGAAAGAUCAGAAUCACAGAAGGCCAAUGAGGCAGUCAAAAAAUGUUUGGGCGAAUACCAAUACGUGGGCCAGUAAUUUGGUUUGUGUACGUGCUCGCAAUGUGCUUACCAUCUUUUGUGAUACUUGAAUCCCGUUUUUGUUUGCGCUGAGGUAGAAGCCGUAACCUCCAUGGUUUAGGCACAAUUUAUCCACUUGUCUACUGUUUUCAAUUUGGUGGUUGAGAUACAUCCCAUAUGUGUAUUACCAAAAUACAGUCCAAAUGUAUCAUUUGUUCAUAGCCCAAUUACUUAUGGCAUCAUAAAACUAUCAUUCCAAUUAAUACUCAAUCACAAGCUUCGAUCUGUAAA